CCGGCCUCACACCUGCCAAGCAUCACACCUGCCAAGCAUCACACCUGCGAUGCCUGCACGAGCUGGGUGCGGUCCGCGCAUCUGCAGUAAGGGGAUGACCCGGCGUCUGUUAGUCGGCGGUUCAUCUCCUUCGUGACUCGACGAGCUUAACGCCACUUUCCUCCAUUCUCUUUCUUCACCUCUUGAGUGAGUGGCCAUGAGCUGGGCUGCAAGAGUCCUGGGGAGCAGCCAGAGAGCGGGCGCCGCGGGAGCGAAUUGUUUUUGCCCAAGGAUGGUUCUGUGUCUCCGCCUGGCGGCGUGUGACCUGCUCGGGCGCGGGUGGCCCUUCACCCCUGUGAGUGUGGCCAGAAGUACCUCUCACCUGGACCUGCGGACCCCGGGCGCAGUCCUGGAGCUGAGAACUGGAGGUUUCCAAGAUGGCAACUGUCAAGGGUGAACUUAUUAAGAAUUUCGCGGAAGAGGAGGCCAUUCAUCACAAUAAGAUCUCCAUUGUAGGAACUGGAUCGGUUGGUGUGGCUUGUGCUAUCAGCAUCUUAUUAAAAGGUUUGAGUGAUGAACUUGUCCUUGUGGAUGUUGAUGAAGGCAAACUGAAGGGUGAAACAAUGGAUCUUCAACAUGGCAGCCCUUUUAUGAAAAUGCCAAAUAUUGUCUCCAGCAAAGAUUACCUGGUCACUGCAAACUCCAAUCUAGUGAUUAUCACAGCAGGUGCACGCCAGAAAAAAGGAGAAACACGCCUCGAUUUAGUCCAGCGAAAUGUGUCCAUCUUUAAACUAAUGAUUCCCAAUAUUACCCAAUACAGUCCUCACUGCAAACUGCUUAUUGUUACUAAUCCAGUGGAUAUCUUAACUUAUGUAGCCUGGAAGUUGAGUGCAUUUCCCAAAAACCGCGUUAUUGGAAGUGGUUGUAAUCUGGACUCUGCUCGUUUUCGUUACUUUAUUGGGCAAAGGCUUGGCAUCCACUCUGAAAGCUGUCAUGGGCUGAUCCUUGGAGAGCAUGGCGACUCAAGUGUUCCUGUGUGGAGUGGUGUGAACAUUGCUGGUGUCCCUCUGAAGGAUCUGAACCCAGAUAUAGGAACUGAUAAAGAUCCUGAGCAGUGGGAAAAUGUCCACAAAAAAGUGAUUUCCAGUGGCUAUGAGAUGGUCAAAAUGAAAGGUUAUACUUCUUGGGGCAUUAGCCUAUCUGUAGCUGAUUUAACAGAAAGUAUUUUGAAGAAUCUUAGAAGAGUGCAUCCAGUUUCUACCCUAAGUAAGGGCCUCUAUGGAAUAAAUGAAGAAAUAUUCCUUAGUGUCCCAUGUAUCCUGGGAGAGAAUGGUAUCACAGACCUCAUAAAAGUAAAACUGACUCUUGAAGAGGAGGCCUGCUUGCAAAAGAGUGCAGAAACACUUUGGGAAAUACAGAAGGAGCUCAAGCUUUAAAGUUGCUUAAAGCUACCAUUCUGUAGAUUGAAGAUGAAAUAGUAGUUAUAGAAUUGUAUAUGUCAAACUUUUGAAUAAAUUUGAAUUUCUAAAAGUUGGAAAAAUAGAGGAAAGAGUGCCCUAUUUAGUGUAGCCUUCUAGCUCUUUUUUUUUUUGGGGGGGGGUGGGGGGAGGGUCUCAUUCUGUCACUCAGGCUGGAGUGCAGUGGCACGAUCAUGGCUCACUGCAACCUUGACCUCCCGAGCUCAGGUGAGCCUCCCACUUCAGCCUCCAGAGUAGGUGGGACCACAUGCGUGUGCCUCCAUGCCUGCCUAAUUUUUGUAUUUUUUUGUAGAGAUGGGGUUUUGCCAUGUCAUCCAAGCUGGUUUUGAACUCCCAAAGUGCUGAGAUUACAGGGGUGAGCCACUGUGCCUGGCCUUAGCUUUGAUUUAGUAUCCAGAUGAUAGAUGACACUUUUUUUUU
Molecule: messenger RNA, 1877 nt
Organism: Symphalangus syndactylus (siamang)
Lineage: Eukaryota; Metazoa; Chordata; Mammalia; Primates; Hylobatidae
Gene: LDHAL6A
Product: lactate dehydrogenase A like 6A
Biological process (GO): pyruvate metabolic process; lactate metabolic process
Cellular component (GO): cytoplasm
Molecular function (GO): L-lactate dehydrogenase (NAD+) activity
Source: RefSeq, a predicted model, not a curated record